Molecule: messenger RNA, 570 nt
Organism: Entrophospora sp. SA101
Lineage: Eukaryota; Fungi; Glomeromycota; Glomeromycetes; Entrophosporales; Entrophosporaceae
Source: the annotation of a GenBank genome assembly
AUGUUGGAAGGUGAAAGAGAUGGGAUUGAAUUAUUAGAAACAAUUUCGAAAUAUUGUGUAAAGUUAACACAUUUGUCAAUUUCUUUAAUAAUAAAUGAAAUACCCGAGAUAUUAUUCAGUUUAUUUGAUUCACUUAAAAAUUUAAACCAUUUAUCAAUCUAUACAAACUCGGCAGAUGUUCCAUUUACCUCAACCGAAAAUUUAUCAACAUUUUCUAGAAAAAUUCCCAAAACUUUAAAAUAUUUUGGGUUUGAUUUUUUAAUUUCUCCUGAUAUAUUAGAUUUUUUCCUAAAAGAAUGCAGAGCUUCGUUACAAGCAUUAGCUAUUUACAGGAGCGAGAUGGUUAAUGAAGAAUUAUUAAUUGUCAUUGAAAAACAUUUUAAAGAGAAAAAAUCUUUAAAACGAUUAUUAAUAGAUCCUCUUGAUUGUGAUUUCCAAAUGAAUAAAUACGAAAUACCAAUCAUUUCACGCACAAUCGAUCCUUGUUAUCCUUUCAGCGGACCUUCCACAAAAGAAUAUGAAAACAAAUGGGAUAAAGAUAUUUUUGUUGAUUUCGAUAAUGAAUUAUGA